Molecule: messenger RNA, 739 nt
Organism: Dentiscutata erythropus
Lineage: Eukaryota; Fungi; Glomeromycota; Glomeromycetes; Diversisporales; Gigasporaceae
Source: the annotation of a GenBank genome assembly
AUGGCUGUGGACAAUGAAGCAGCCGUCAAAAAGGUUAUAAACCUUCAAAAGCUAGGUAAAAGUGAAACAGACCAUGGACUUGAAAUCAAAAGUAACAUAAGAAAGACCGAAUACAAAAUAUAUCUAAAAGAUACUAAGCCUGAUAAUAAUGCGGAUAAUGAUAAAAAAGAAAUCUCUGAAUUGGACGAAGAGCCUGAAGACGCCGACGAUAAUGAUGGUAAAAUUUGGUACCUAUAUAACGACAUAAUCUCUGAAGAGUGGUUAUGCCUGGAUAAUUAUGAAAAACUCCCAACAACCACUGUAGAAUUUGAUAACAAGGCUAGUGAAAAAAUGGAAUAUCCUGAUAAAGCUGAAAAUGUCAAUGUAAAUCGAACCAAUUACCAAUCAUGUGGAAUUAGAGUCGAACAAGAUGAAUGUCGGGCACCUAGCAAGUAUCAACACGUGACGAAGAUGGAUCAACCUAGUCGAACACGUUCUAUUGGAAAUAGUAUAGAAACUAAAAACAGUAGGUCAAAAACAAAAGAUUGUAGAUGGCCCAAAUAUCUUGAAAAAGCCAAAGCUGAAGAUAAAUGGAAAACUAAGGCCACAAAGACAUUUGAUUGGUAUAAGAAACGAGCCAUGUUGAUAAAUAGGAUGAAAGUCGAAAUAGCAAAAGGAUGGAUAAUGCUAUUGGAAUACGUAAUCCUGGUUACUACCUUGAUGACGCAUAAGAAGGUCCUCGAGUUUAUGAGACUAACAA